This is a messenger RNA of Amphimedon queenslandica, 1894 nucleotides long. RefSeq names its product topoisomerase I damage affected protein 7-like. Bases 1 to 1746 code for a protein of 581 amino acids. The transcript is spliced from 10 exons. The record is from RefSeq and is a predicted model, not a curated record. Lineage: Eukaryota; Metazoa; Porifera; Demospongiae; Haplosclerida; Niphatidae.
AUGUUGAUUGGAGUUGAUAUAAGGACAGUUGAUGAUAAUGUUGGUAGAAAUUUAUAUCCAAAAUUUGAAGCAUGGAGUCCAGCUAACAACUUCAAUGAGUACACUAGAGUGACGUUGGUUGAAAUCAGACUGACUCCUGAUAACUUUACAACUAAUGGACAGUAUCGUUUCACUCUCCCUACUCCAUUAAAUGUCUCCAGUGGAUACAGGAUUGGUGUAUAUCAACCUCCUGAUGACAGAAGUGUUGUUAGAUUCCAUUUUAUGAACCUGUCUGGUGGUAUUGAUGGAAUAGGGAAAGUAAAAUCAAGUAAAAUUGAUGAUGCUAGCAUUAGAAUAUUUGGUAUGGCCAAUAGAGAUGUUGAUUAUAAAUCAUGGAAUAUACUAAUACAUCCAAUAGUACAGGAUACAAGUUGCUUUUCACAAUUUGUACCUGAGGACAUAACCAAUUCAUUAAGUUAUUCCAUUACUAAUUCAAUAUUCAUUUCUGAUACUAGAAUAUUUCCUGAUAUAAAGUUCACAUGUCAUGGUAUUAUCACUAACUGGAUAUUAAGUUCCUUUAUUACACAUUAUAUGCCAGUAAUUAAAAUAAGACGAUCAAAUAAUCUCACUACUACAGCACUACCAGUGAACAUCAGUAAUGCUGUUAGCAUAUCUCAGAAUUUAUAUAAUUUUGCUAUGAGCAAUGAGAUAACAGUACAACCUGGUGAUUUACUGAUGAUUGAAAGUAAUGCUGCAAACGUAAUGUUCUAUCAACACUAUAAUGGACCACACAAUUACAGACUGGGGGGCAACAAUGAGUUAUUUGCAUUAGAUGCCAAUGACUAUCCACUCAUCUCAGUUGUAGUAGUAACUACUGCUUGUGCAUCUUCUAAUUACAUUACAGUCUCAACCAAUCCACUCAUCUCAGUUGUAGUAGAACCCACAUUAGUAACUACCACUGAUACAUCUUCUAAUUACAUUACAGCAUCAACCAAUCCACUCAUCUCAGUUGUAGUAGAACCCACAUCAGUAACUACCACUGAUACAUCUUCUAAUUACAUUACAGCAUCAACCAUAUCCUCAAUAGCUACAUCAGAUACCACUUCACUGCCACCAGCUAUGCCACCAUUUUUUACGAACACUGCUACAACAACAAUUAGUAGUACACAUAUUAAUACUGUCAUUACUGUGCUUUCAUCAUCAAGCAUAUACUCCAUAGCUACUGCAACAAUGGAAUUAACAAAAUAUAUUGAAACUAACUUAAUAUUAAGUAACAGUUUAUCAUUGACUAUAGAUACUACAUCAGUGAUGAGUACACCAGUUAGUACAUUACAAAGUUCAGACAGUAAUAUAGUAAUAAUAGCAGGAAGUAUUAGUACAGCAGUAUUUAUAUUACUGGUAGUUACUAUACUAGUAAUAUUAAUAGUGAGUGUAUUAGUGUGUAGGAGAAGAUGGAAUAAAACAUCAAAUGGAAAUGAUACUUUCAGUUCUGAUGAAAGAAAAGCUGAAAUAAAUCAACAAUCAGAUGUACCAUUUAUGGAUAAAAUACAGAAUACACUAACAGCAUCAACUAAUCCUGCAUAUGGAGUUACUGGUGAAAGAUGCAUUACUGAUAUAUCUGCUAAUCCUGCAUAUGGUGUUACUGGAAAAUCUGGUAUCUCUGCUAAUCCUGCCUAUUGUAUUAACACUAGAAUAAUAGGAAUUAUCAAUGAAGAAUCAUUAGUGUAUGAUGAACCAAGAACAAUGUAUCAUGACAAGAGGUUAUAAUGAUGCAAAAUGAAGUAGAACUAUGAAACAGCAAACUAUACCUUCUACAUUGACACAAUUUAAUUGCAUUAAUUAGUGCUUGUGUGUUCUAGAUAUUACUCUUUAAUCAAAUAAUGUAGUUAGUGCCAAUAACAAUUUAAUUAGCACA